UGUUAUCAAGAGGACCCCAAAUGUCAACAAAACAAAAACUGCAAUCCGCUUUGGGAUUGCUGAAAAAGUACGAAUGGCUUUUAAACUCCUACGUUCUGGACUUUUAUGUAGAUGACCAUUGGAGCAAGCUGCCGGCUAGUUGGCAACAUCAACUGGAAGGCAUUCCCCUGGAAAUGUUUGAAGCGCUACUCCAAACAGAUGACUGUGAAAGUGGUCCCAAAAACACGAGCAUAGUUUGGCCACUGGAGGUGUUGGUGCUGCGUGAAGUCCUUCGCAGUCAUUGCAUUAGCCGGACACAGGAAUAUCAGCCCAAAGAGUCGAUUCCUUGUCCGCUGCUUCGACAUCACAAGCUGAAGCACCUGUUCAUGAAACGUGUCAAGCCCAAGAAGCAGCAUGAAAUCACCCGAAUGGCUGAGAUUUGUGCCUUCAGCUGCCGGACGACACCAGUGGACUUUAUUGUCGAUUUCGGAGCAGGCGUUGGACACCUGGCACGCAUUCUGGGCUAUGGAUAUGGCAUACAAGUCUGCUGUUUCGAGAUGCAGCCCGAGCUGAAUCAGCAAGCAGUGGCCAUUGAUGGGAAGCUGGAAUCGAUUGCAGCCAAGCUCACAGAAGCCAGCGGCUACAAGCGGCCAGUGCAUCUUACUCAGCGUCUGGAGAGUAACACGCAACCGGCGCAAUUCAUUGCUGGGAUCCGUGAUGCCCUGCAACUGGCAGACGAUGACUUUCGUUUUGGCAUUGUAGGCCUGCAUCCAUGUGGGAACCUAGGGGCGACGUUGAUGCGAAUGUUUCUUGGGUGUACUCAGGCCAAGUUCCUGAAUUUCGUGGGCUGCUGCUACCAGAAGAUGACCACUCCAACAACGCAUCCCCGGGUAGAGGUGCAUGGCUAUCCGUUGAGCUCGUUCCUGCAGUGCAAGCGAGCAACAGAUACGCACCUCAGCUACGAAGCCAGGGAGAUCUCUUGCCAUGCCAUGGAGGUGUACCGUGACCGCUUGCAGGCUGGUCAACAUGACUAUCUGAAAAUACACUCGUUUCGGGCCGCCGCGGAACGCAUUAUCGUCCAGCAGUAUCCCCAUCUGCGACACUGUGCGCUCCGCAACGUUAAGCAUGCCCCUGGCAUGUCUUUCCAGGAUUAUUUCCAGAAAGCCGUGCAGGGAACUCGAUUUGAAACGCUAGAUCCCCUGGUUCUGGGUAUCGAGCAAUGCACUGCAGACGUACAGCACUGGCAGCGGCUCGUUAUCUUCUAUACGCUUCGCCUGAUGCUUGCGCCGCUCGUGGAAAGCAUUAUCCUCUAUGAUCGUGCUCUGUUCCUGUCUGAGAAUGAUUGUCUGGUUGAGCUUCAGGCUAUCUUCGAUCCCCGCCUAUCGCCGAGAAACCACAUAUCCAGGGCUGUGAAAAUGUCAGACGUCAGCAAUAAAUAAACCGCAGGCCUCAUAAACCUAAAGUGGGUUUAUCUUGAAGACUUCAAGUUAUUUUUUAUACGCUUUUAUUACAGUAAAGAUAAAGAUAUUAUCAUAUGUCAGAUACACUAAGUA
Molecule: messenger RNA, 1532 nt
Organism: Drosophila subobscura
Lineage: Eukaryota; Metazoa; Arthropoda; Insecta; Diptera; Drosophilidae
Product: protein RRNAD1
Exons: 5
Coding region: 21-1418 (465 amino acids)
Source: RefSeq, a predicted model, not a curated record